Aspergillus heteromorphus CBS 117.55 is the source of this 1070-nucleotide messenger RNA. Its product is annotated as ubiquitin-ribosomal 40S subunit protein eS31 fusion protein. Gene Ontology annotation, cellular component: ribosome; cytoplasm; nucleus. Gene Ontology annotation, biological process: modification-dependent protein catabolic process; translation; protein ubiquitination. The transcript is spliced from 3 exons. Bases 334 to 798 code for a protein of 154 amino acids. NCBI's taxonomy places the organism in Eukaryota, Fungi, Ascomycota, Eurotiomycetes, Eurotiales, Aspergillaceae. The record is from RefSeq and is a predicted model, not a curated record. Gene Ontology annotation, molecular function: protein tag activity; ubiquitin protein ligase binding; structural constituent of ribosome.
CGAAGGUUUAGGAAGACAAGUCUUGUCGAGGUGAGUUGAACGCCCCUAUACCCAGGGUCUUGAAGAGAGGAAUGCGAACCCGAGAGUCUUCAUCUGCGCCUUACUCUCUGCGUUUUCUUUCCACCAUGCAUCGAUCGCUUCUUCGAUUCACGAAGAAGUUGCGCGGUGCAAAAUUGGCUGGAUGGAUGGCGGCGGGGGAGAUGAGUGAGAUAGAUGGAUGAUCUCGGGCUUCGCCUUCCCCUCCAUUCAAGGGCAGAGGGAAAUAAAUGCUUGAUGUUAUGGCGACAGUCAACUAAUGAUAAUCUUUGUGUGUAUUUCCAGACCUUCUUCACGAUGCAGAUCUUCGUCAAGACCCUCACGGGUAAGACCAUCACCCUUGAGGUGGAGUCUUCGGACACCAUCGACAAUGUCAAGUCCAAGAUCCAGGACAAGGAGGGUAUCCCCCCCGACCAGCAGCGUCUGAUCUUCGCUGGUAAGCAGCUCGAGGACGGCCGUACUCUUUCGGACUACAACAUCCAGAAGGAGUCCACCCUCCACCUGGUGCUGCGCCUGCGUGGUGGUGGUAAGAAGCGCAAGAAGAAGGUCUACACCACCCCCAAGAAGAUCAAGCACAAGCACAAGAAGACCAAGCUUGCCGUCCUCAAGUACUACAAGGUCGACGGUGAUGGCAAGAUCGAGCGUCUCCGCCGCGAGUGCCCCUCCCCCGAGUGCGGUGCUGGUAUCUUCAUGGCCGCUAUGCACAACCGCCAGUACUGCGGAAAGUGCCACCUCACCUACGUCUUCGACGAGUCCAAAUAAGCGGACUAUGUCGACCGUUCCACCUUUCCUUAUUUCCGGUAACGCUUAGUGCAGUCAUGGGCUAGGGCAUUGUUGGUUGUGAGUGUUGGGUGGGGUUGAGGUUCGGGGCGUGUGCGCUUGGAUCGCCCCAACAGUGACUUCGAAAUGAUAAAUGAAAAAAAUUCGAAACCACAUCCAUUUAAGAUCUCGGUUUUUCGUGUAGUAUAUCUGACCCCGUAAAGCAAGUACGCGUCUUAAGCAGAUAAACAUGUUCGCCGUAAUAUCAGAUCAUA